AUUCACGCGUUUUCGCUCCUAAUUCACUUGCUCGUUACCAUGGCGGCGAAUAAGCGAAAGGCAGAUACAACCAUAGACAAGCCUGGUCCAGCCAAGCGUGCGAAGGCCAUAGACGAAGCCACAGCCGACACGGCGAACCAGACAAGCGCGCCUGAAGCGCCAGCGCCGAUCCAUCAGCCAGACCACCAGGACCCACCUGAUAUGGAGGCAGGUGCAGCGAGUGAGAAAGUACCUGGGACUGUGAAGACACCUCGACGGCGUAACAAGCUUGCCCCACCACGUCCCUGGCCUACGGUAGCACGCGCCGAUUCGGCGACGGGACCGCGUUCAGCGCACAAGGAGGGAAAGAACUACAUCUGUAUCACGCGGAAGACGAGCUUGGGAGCGUACUUGCGUCGCUGCAAGGACUUAGUGCUGAAGGACGGGUAUAAGACACUUCAUCUGAGCGCGAUGGGGGCCGCAAUCCCACACCUUGUGCAACUUAGCGUCGCCCUUCCUCCCAUCCUUCCGUACGACCCGUCGGAAAUCCAUUCCGAGAUCACGACGGGCACCAUCCACGUCCACGAUGAAAUCGUUCCGGACAACGAAGACGAGGACAUCACAUACGAGAAACGCGGCAAAUCAACGCUCAUGAUCGUCAUGAAAAUUGGAGACGGAGAGUACGAGGGUAACGACAGGAGCAAGAGCCUCGAACGGCGCCGACGGGGGAAGCGUACACAGACGCAGGUGCCACCCCUCCCAUUGAGCUGAGCCGCUUAGACCGGCGGCAGCUCC
Schizophyllum commune H4-8 is the source of this 774-nucleotide messenger RNA. RefSeq lists its product as uncharacterized. Bases 40 to 750 code for a protein of 236 amino acids. Lineage: Eukaryota; Fungi; Basidiomycota; Agaricomycetes; Agaricales; Schizophyllaceae. The transcript is spliced from 2 exons. The record is from RefSeq and is a predicted model, not a curated record. Gene Ontology annotation, molecular function: nucleic acid binding. Gene Ontology annotation, biological process: tRNA 5'-leader removal. Gene Ontology annotation, cellular component: nucleolar ribonuclease P complex; ribonuclease MRP complex.